CGUAAUUCUUUUUUCCACCCAAAGGAAGGCGCUAUACGGAGAAUAUCCCAUUGCGUCAUUGGAAACUGGAAAGUGACUUACACCUCUCACUGGCUAACUGGCUGCGUGGUGUCGUGGUGAACACACUCGCCACGUGAUCUAAUAACUAGGGUUCGAUCCCCGCCGCCGGCCGAACUUUUUGGCGCGUUGUAGGCUAGGUUGUAGGUUUGUAGGUUGUAGGUUUGUAGGUUGUAGGUCUGUAGGUUAGGUUGUAGGUUAGGUUGUAGGUUGUAGGUUUGUAGGUUGUAGGUUAGGUCAGGUGAGGUUAGGUUAUGUUUGUUUUUGUUUGGUUUGUUUACCAAGAAGCAUCUUCGGGUAUAGCGCCUUCCUUUGGUUGGAAAAAAGAAACACGCUUGUUGACAGAGGUCCCCCUCUGUUGAGAGGUCACUUUGCGUUUUUUUUAUAUUUCUAAGAAGCUUUGGUAUUCUACAUUGGCAUUGGCAUUUGUCAAGGCCGUAUUCAGGCUCUUUCAAACAAGUCAGACAGGCGGUUACUGUGAGCGAACACUAUGAUUAAGCGUGCGGUAUACCUGAUCAUACUGGUGCUGAUUCAUCUGGUGUAUGGCGUGACCUGGCUGUCGCUGCUGAAGCUCAGCCUGGGCAUCAUACUGGUGUUUUACAUCGCAGUGCCGUUGAUCUACCACUUUUGUCCGACCGUGCCGCGCCACCUGGUCUUUCUGCCCUUCUUGCGAUGGCCGCGGGGCAUCAGUUUUACCCAGCCGGAGCUAUCGGGCCUGCGGGCGGCGCGCAACUUUUACGUCACGACCUCGGACGGCGUGCGCCUGGGCGUCUGGCACAUUUUGCCCGAGCAGGAGAUCGACCGCGUGUCUAACGGAGACGGGGAGCCGGACAGCACGGUCUUCGAGUCGCGUCUGUCCUCCGGGGCGCCCAUCAUCUUCUACAACCACGGCAACUCGGGCUCCCGCGCCGGGCCGCACCGUGUCGAGCUGUACAAGGUGCUGCGCAAGAUCGGAUACCACGUGGUCUGCUUCGACUAUCGCAGCUACGCCGACUCGUCCCAGGUGAUACCUAGUGAAACGGGCGUCGUCUCGGACAGCAGGUUCAUGUACAAGUGGCUGCGACAGCGUGCCGGCCGCUCGCCCAUCAUCGUGUGGGGACACUCACUUGGCACCGGUGUGACCUCCCACAUGGUGGCUGACCUGUGUCUGGAGGGUGACCGUCCGACGGCGCUGGUCCUGGAGUCGCCCUUCAACAACAUCCAGGAGGAGGUCAGACUGCACAAACUGGCCUCGCUGUACCGUAAGAUGCCCGGCUUUCACUGGCUGUUCCUGAAACCUCUGCGUGACAACGACAUGAUGUUCGAGAGUGACCGCCACAUCGCGAACGUCACGGUGCCCGUGAUGAUAAUGCACGCAGAGGACGACCUCAUCAUACCCUACUCGCUGGCCGUCAAGCUGCACCGUGCGGCGUUGCGGCACCACCCGGCCGACAGGAUCGAGUUUCACACGUUCGAGGCCCAGUACCACUACGGACACAAGUACAUCUGUCGCAGCCCGCGGCUACCCGGACUGGUUCGAGAUUUUGUGGAGAAGAGCAUACACUGGCACAACAAGCAAUAAGGAAGCCGCUGGCUCGAACGAGUCGAAUGAUCCGUGAGGUCAUUUAGCGGCACACUUACAACAAUCUGACAUGAUUCCAGUGGCAGGGCGUGUUUCAAGACUCCCAUCAACCCAGGGUCUUAUCUUGCCGAGACUUUGUGUUCUAUUUGAGCACAGUGGACGGUUCUUUAGCAUGGCUAGUCUCGUCUGCGGAUAUGCUGUUUUAUUUGACGCGACUGGUGUGACAUCUAUAAUGUACGUUAUCGGCUAGUAAUCCUAGACGUGAUGUAGGUGGCAGCACCUGUGCGCAUGCCCGCUAUGCGGAGCUUCAGUGACUGCUAAUACCGCAUACCGCUAAACUAGCCGUGACAUUGCUGCUGCUUUCGUUAGCCAGCCAGCUGUUAUGAACGCUGUGAUGUCCCGUUGGCUUUAGCCAUGCCUAUACUCGAUGUCUUACAAUAGCGGCUGUUCCCAGGAGUAAAUCUUACUGCGUGGGUUCACCUAUGAGUGACCGGUUUUACGAAGGGACAAAUCAGUGAAGUGGUAAGCCGAUCGCAGGUUACCAAGCUUUAUCAGGUUUCUGCGUUUUAAUUGUGGACGUUGGUAACAUUGACGAUAUUAGGGCUGCUGCUGAUAGGUGGAUCCAGUCAUUCCAAUGGAGUGCCUGGUUGUUUUUAUUCAAAGACGGCAUGUCGCUUCCCCUAAGUUUCCGCCUGGUUGAUGGUACUUUGGUGUAACACAACGCUUAGCUAGAAGUGCGAAUCAACAUGUACCAUAAACCGGCAUCAACAUGCUUUUGCCAGUCCAACAGCGUUCUUGCUUCUUGCGGCGACCCCUCAGAGCAACCUGCGCUGUAUAACAUAAUAUGCUCACCGCUCCAACGCUUUUGCUCAAAGCAUCUGCCCGACUGCCUGAUGUCGCUGCCUCCUCAUAGAUGUCACUGUGAUCGCUGUGACCGGGUUGUGACCCAAGUGUAGCAUCAGCCAAGCCUUGUAUUAGACCGACCGGAGCUGACCGGGUCGGAUUUCACUCAGUCGAUGUUUGGUUCUCUCGUGUCGGGUUUUGCAGGCUUCAAUCAUGUUCGGUUAAUUGUAUUUUCUGCUGUGGUUACAUACAGUUGAAUUUGGUUGUCAGAGAGUUGCAAUACAGUGUUUCUGAUGUUA
Messenger RNA from Amphibalanus amphitrite, 2760 nucleotides. RefSeq names its product lysophosphatidylserine lipase ABHD12-like. The coding region runs from base 548 to 1618 and encodes 356 amino acids. NCBI's taxonomy places the organism in Eukaryota, Metazoa, Arthropoda, Thecostraca, Balanomorpha, Balanidae. Gene Ontology annotation, molecular function: monoacylglycerol lipase activity; phosphatidylcholine lysophospholipase A1 activity. The record is from RefSeq and is a predicted model, not a curated record. Gene Ontology annotation, biological process: phosphatidylserine catabolic process; monoacylglycerol catabolic process. Gene Ontology annotation, cellular component: endoplasmic reticulum membrane. The transcript is spliced from 10 exons.